UUCUAUUCUUGUCUAUGAGGAAAGAAAUUAUUAGUCCAACUUUAGUCUUAAUUUCCCUAAUUAAGAGGUCCAAGAACAUAUCCAUUUCUAAUUACUCAAUUCAUUGCCCUUAUUUGCAUCCUUGAAUAAUCAGUCUUUAUACAUUAAUCUUUAAAUUGCACCUUGCUCCUAGUUAUAAUUUAGCAUAAUAAAGAACAAAAACACUUUCCUAUAUUGAAAAGGCUUCCAACGAUUAGCGAUAGCCCGUGACUAAAAUUAAAUUAAGAAACUUCUCCGCCAUUCCUCAAGAGACACGACACUCGGGGAAAAACCGAAAGGUUAGACUCCGUUUUACUACAACGCCGCGAAAGCGGUUAUCAAAUGGCGCCGUUGCCGGGGAAUGGCACGAUUAUUUCUUGAUUUAAUUCUAGCAUAGGUGAAUUCUAGUUAGGGAGACUUUUUCGCCCUUGCGACAAUUUGUAUAAAGAUUUCAGGAUAAAUGAAUGCACACCCGCUCUAAAGGAGUGGAAGGUCUAAUUGAACUUGAUCCUGAACCUGAACGAACUUUGUGGAAAAAUCUUUCAAUCCACAAGAAACCAAGCAUGGCGGGAGAAAAGACGGUGUUGCAAAAUCUUACGCCGAACUUCAUCGAGGAUGAUAGUAUCAGCGCACCGGCAAUCGAGGCAGCCAAUUUCGAAAUCAAACCCGCCAUUGUCAACAUGAUGUCCAAUCAUCAAUUUGGCGGGUCCAAGCAAGACGACCCUAGGGCCCACAUGUUGUGGUUCACCCGAGCAUGCCAAACGUUCCGCUUUAACGGAGUGACCCCCGACGCCGCAAAGUUGACCUUAUUUCCCUUCUCAUUACGGGAUAGGGCAUCUUUGUGGCUGAAUAGCUUUCCAACGGGUCACUUCACAACAUGGGCGGCACUGCACCAAGCAUUCAUGCAAGAAUACUUUCCUCCAUCGGCAGUUGCUAAAAUUAAAACAGCAAUCCAAAACUUUAGGCAAUUCCCGAUGGAGUCCUUAAGUGAAGCAUGGGAUCGUUUCAAGGAUAUGAGAAACAAAUGUCCACUCACACUGAUGGAUUCUAGUAGCUUGAUGUUCCAUUUUUACAAUGGACUUCAAGUUAGUAGCAAAAAAGAACUUGAUUUCUCUUCUCAGGUGGGAUCAUUCCUUGACAUGGCACCCAACACCAACGAAGCUCUGGUGGAGAAGGUCACUUCAAAUGCAAGAUACUGGUAUGACGAAAGAACUCCAGCAGCAACAAAACCAGGCUAUCUUGAAGUUGACCAACUCACGGCCUUAACAGCAAAGAUUGAAGGGUUGGUCGUGGAAGUAAAGAAUCUGAAGAAUGAAAACAAUCACACCAACCAAGUCAACAACAUCGGUGCUAUCCCGAAUCAACAAUCAUCCCGAUACUUCGGGAACUCAAGCUCUGCUCCACAGUCAUCUCAAUUUAAUACUUUUUCACCUGUUUCUCAUUCAACUGAACUUGUACUCUCAUGUGAGAUAUGUUUUGGUCCACAUUUGACCAACUCGUGUCAAUUAGUCGAUGAAUGUAAUGUAAACAACAACAGGGAAGUGAACAUGCUGGAGUACGGCCGAACAAAACAAGAAGGGCCAUGGGCGAAUCAGGGCAACAGGGGGGGUAACUCCAACUACCCUCCUCAGAAUUUCCAAGGAAGGAAUUACCAAGGUAACCAAUGGCGGGGGGAUUACAACAAUGGUCCUCCUCGUGGCGGUUAUCAAGGUAAUCAAAACUACCCCAACAAUAAUCAAGGGAACAACUUCCAGAGUCGGAACCAGGGAGGUGCACCAGCCCAACAGAACAACCAAGCUUAUGUGCCUCCACACCAACGACAAACGGAGGCUGCCCAGCCAUCAGAGAUAGGCUUGUUGGUAGCAGAACUGGCAAGGACACGGGAGGAAAUAACAAGAUACAAGGCCAGCACUGACAAUCAGAUCAAAAAUCUGAUGAUGCAAAUUAAUCAGAACAAUGUUCCUGGUCGUCAGCCAGGCAACUUGCCUAGCACCACGGAACCAAACCCCCGUGAACAUGUGCAAGCCAUCACUCUUUGAAGCGGGAGACAAACAACCGUGGCUGAGCAGAAAGACAAGGAAGAGGAAGGUACCCCGACCAUGGAACCUGAGAAACAAACUGAUGCUCCAACUGAGAAGAGCAUGGAACCAACACGCCCUAACACAAGGGUCACUAUCGUCAAACCUUCUCUCCCGUUUCCUUCACGGGUUAGAAAUGAUGACGAUAGCAGGAAGUACAACAAAUUCCUGGACCUACUCAAACAACUCCACGUCAACCUGCCGCUGAUGGAUGCCUUAGCGGAGAUGCCCAAAUAUGCCAAGUUUUUCAAAGACUUGCUGACAAACAAAAGGCAGCUGCAGGAGCUCUCAGUCGUGGACUUGAACGCAGAAUGCUCGGCCGUGGUUCUGAGGUCAAUACCCGAAAAGCUAAAGGAUCCAGGUAGUUUCACUAUCCCUUGCUCUAUAGACAAUUUCAACUUCAAUAAUGCUCUAGCUGACUUAGGGGCAAGUAUCAAUCUGAUGCCUUCCUCUAUAGUCGAGAAGCUAGGACUUGGGGAAAUGAAACCCACCAGGAUGUGUCUUCAACUGGCUGAUCGCUCAGUCAAAUAUCCGAAGGGAAUUGUUGAAGACGUCCUGGUCAAGGUUGACAAAUUCAUUUUCCCAGUCGACUUUGUAGUAAUGGACAUGGAAGAGGAUAGGGAAACACCUCUUAUUCUGGGAAGGCCCUUUCUGGCUACCGCCAGGGCCUUGAUUGAUGUCACUGAUGGCUCAUUAACUCUAAGAGUCGGAGAUGAUCUAUGCACCUUCCGACUCUCAGAUGUUAUGAAACACCCCACAGAUUCCUUUCAAGGAUGUCAUUUUCUUGAUACCUUUGAGUCUAUUGAAGGGUAUCUGUUUGGGGAAGAAAAUGGACAUGUAGCUGAUGAAGCAUGUCUGUUAAAAGAAGCCAACAGUGAUGUGAGUGAUGCAUGCGAGAGCUGUGAGGAUGCGCUGAUUGAUCAAGCUUCUAACGAAGUAUUGAUUAAGUUUGAGGGGGAGAAAAAUGAACAAAACUUGAAAAACGACCACCCCCUCGAACUAAAGAAACUGCCCGACCACUUAGAAUAUGCAUUCUUGGAUGACGAAGGCAAAUGCCCUGUCGUCAUCGCCGCACACUUAAGUGAGGAACAAAGGGAGAAAUUACUUGGAGUCCUUAAGACACACAAACAAGCAAUUGCUUGGAAACUUGAGGACAUCAAUGGAAUUAGCCCCACCUUUUGUACCCACACCAUCAAAAUUGAGGAAGGGUUUAAACCAGUUGUCCAACCACAACGACGUUUAAACCCAAACAUGAUGGAAGUAGUGCGUGCUGAGAUUGUCAAACUGCUGGAUGCGGGUAUCAUUUACCCCAUCUCUGAUAGCCAGUGGGUAAGCCCUAUUCAUGUUGUCCCCAAAAAGGGGGGAAUGACCGUCAUGAAAAAUGAAAAGGGCGAACUUUUACCCAGUCGAACUGUUACCGGGUGGCGAAUGGUAAUCGAUUACCGCAAACUGAACGAAGCCACCCGGAAAGACCAUUUUCCCCUUCCCUUCAUCGAUCAAUUAAUAGAGAGGUUGGCAGGCCAUAGUCACUACUGUUUCCUGGAUGGCAUGAGUGGAUACUUCCAAAUCCAUGUCAACCCGGAAGACCAAGACAAAACUACGUUUACAUGCCCUUUUGGGACCUUUGCUUUUCGUAGGAUGUCUUUCGGUCUCUGUAAUGCUCCUGCCACCUUCAUGAGGUGCAUGAUUGCCAUUUUUGAAAAAUACAUUGGCCACUUCAUGGAGGUAUUCAUGGAUGACUUCUCUAUUUUUGGGGAAACGUUUGAAAAAUGCCUCGAAAACCUGGAAAAAGUACUUAUCCGCUGCAAGGAAACCCAUUUAGCCCUAAGUUGGGAGAAAUGUCACUUCCUUGUGAAAGAGGGUAUAGUACUUGGACAUAAAGUGUCAAGUAACGGGGUAGAGGUGGACCGUGCAAAAAUUGAGACAAUAGAGAAACUUCCUCCACCAACCACGGUAAAAGCCAUCCGCAGCUUCUUAGGACACGCGGGCUUUUAUCGUCGUUUUAUAAAGGAUUUCUCUAAAAUCGCAAAACCUCUCACCCGGUUACUUGAAAAAGAUGCGGUUUUUAUAUUCUCUGAUGAAUGUCACCAUGCUUUCCAAGCACUUAAAACACAACUGAUCAAUGCUCCUGUGCUUGUGGCCCCGGAUUGGAGUUUACCCUUUGAACUCAUGUGUGACGCUAGUGACUUAGUAGUGGGGGCCAUUCUUGGUCAAAGGAAGGACAAGAACUUCCACCCAAUCUACUACGCUAGCAAAACUCUGUCAGGGCCACAACUCAACUACACUACCACUGAAAAAGAAUUUCUUGCUAUUGUUUGUGCUUUAGAGAAGUUUAGGACUUACAUCAUUCUUUCGAAGGUUAUUAUCUAUACCGACCAUUCGGCCAUUAGAUAUCUCCUCCAAAAGCAUGAUGCUAAGCCUAGACUGUUACGCUGGGUUCUUUUGUUGCAGGAAUUUGAUAUUGAAAUCAGGGACCGAAAGGGAUCUGCUAAUCAGGCAGCUGACCACCUCUCGAGGUUAGAUGCCGAGUUAGCAGAAACUUUCGGAAAAUGCGAAAUUGAGGAGCUUUUUCCUGCUGAGAGAUUGAUGGCGAUUUCCGCCAAGGAGCAAACACCGUGGUAUGCUGACAUUGCCAACUACCUUGUUGGUAAAGUCGAGCCUACCGAACUGACAAGGCACAUGAAAAGGCGGUUCCUAUCAGAAGCAAAGCACUAUUUUUGGGAUGAUCCAUAUCUAUUCCGAAUUUGUGCUGACCAGGUGGUGAGAAGAUGUGUUACUGAAGCUGAGGCAAAGGACAUUCUGGAGCAUUGUCACAGCGGUCCUACUGGGGGCCACUUUUCAGGGAAUAGAACCGCAAGGCGGGUUUUGGACUGUGGGUACUUCUGGCCCACGAUUUUUAAAGAUGCUAAUGAAUUUGUUUCCUCUUGUGAUAACUGUCAACGAAUCGGGAACAUUUCUGGGCGCAAUGAGAUGCCCCAACACUUUAUCUUACCUUGUGAGGUAUUUGAUGUUUGGGGCAUCGACUUUGUUGGACCUUUCCCAAGCUCAAGAGGAAACAAAUACAUUCUUGUGGCCAUUGAUUAUGUUUCCAAGUGGGUUGAAGCCCAAGCCUGCGUCACCAACGACUCUCGAGUAGUCGUAAAUUUUCUGAAAAAGCUCUUUACCAGAUUUGGUGUGCCUAGGGUUUUGAUCAGCGAUAGAGGGACUCAUUUCCACAAUGAUCCAAUGGCCAGAAUUUUGGCCAAAUAUGGAGUCCAACAUCGAAGCGGAGUAGCGUACCACCCCCAGACUCAGGGACAAGUGGAGAACGCUAACAGGGAUUUGAAGUCCAUUCUGGAGAAAACUGUUGCCCAGACCAGGAAAGACUGGUCAACUAAACUUGACGACGCUCUUUGGGCAUUUCGGACUGCUUACAAGACCCCAAUCGGAACAACACCUUUUCGCCUUGUAUACGGGAAGUCUUGCCACUUACCCGUCGAACUCGAGCAUAAAGCACUUUGGGCGAUGAAAAAUGUUUGUUUUAAACUGGAUGCUGCAGGGAAGGAACGAUUUUACCAGCUGAAUGAACUGGAAGAAUGGAGAGCGCAAGCUUUUCAUAAUUCCAAACUUUACAAGGAACGAGCCAAACUCUACCAUGAUCAACACAUCAAAGCUCGUGAUUUCAAUGCUGGAGAUAAAGUGCUGUUGUUCAACUCCCGGUUGAAGCUUUUUCCAGGAAAGCUUAAAUCAAGAUGGUCCGGACCGUUCAAGGUCAUAAAAGCUUACCCCUACGGAACUGUUGAGAUUGAAGAUGCUAAUGGGGCUCCCUUUAAAGUCAACGGCCACCAACUUAAACUCUACCAUGGCGGCCCGAUUGAAAAAAGCAAGGAGAUUCUCUAUCUCCAAAAAUUUUGAACCAAGGGAGGACAUUCGUCAAGCUAGUGACGUUAAAGAAGCGCUCAUUGGGAGGCAACCCAACCAAAAAAAAAAAAAAAAAAAAAAAAAAAAAAAAACUAACCCAAAAAUAUUUUACUUUGUUUAUUUCUUGCAGAUGUAUGGAGGAGAUGACGACCCCAUCUUUGAGGAUGCACCACUAGGAAGGGAAGAUCCGCCGCCUCAGCCCGAUAUCCCCUUUGCCACUAUCGCAGACCGCAGACGCUUUCAGGUAUGGGGACAGUACCGCACUCUCCUGGCUCCCAUGAUCUUAGACCAGGAGAUGCUCGAGGAGUGGGGAUACUGGAGUGAUAUUGAUGCUCUGCUGGGAGACUCUUUGUGGCGGAGGAUUCUACUCAUACAGGAGAGUGCCAGUCUCCCGUUGACGAUAGAGUUCUUGUGCUCUCUACAGUUCACUCACUAUGGCCAGACUGUGCAGGAGAGUUCUGUCAUUGGGUCGGAGACUCAGAUGAGAUUCACUAUUAGGGGCAUUGAGCACUCCAUCUCUGUGGCUGAGCUCGGAUGGAGGAUGGGGCUCUAUGCUCCGGCUUACACCCAGACGGAUGAGUUCCGUGCUCUCUCGACCCGUCUACCCGAGGCUUUUGACGUUGAGGAGUUCUGGCGCCGACACUCCACAGACACCAGGUCGUUUCUCCGGCAGCAUCCCCAUUCGAACAAAUGGAGAGAGACUCACUGGUAUAUACUCUCAUUUGUACUCUCCUGUGGUCUUUUUGGGCGACCUCAUAACACAAACAGGGUGUCCAAAAAGGACAUUUUAUUCUUUUGGAGUCUGAUUCACCGUACCCCGGUGAAUAUGGCGGUCCUUAUGGCUCGUUUCUUCCGGAGCCAGGGGAAGACUGUCCGCCGCACUAUCCAGGCAGGGCCUUUCAUCACUACUCUCGUUAGAUCAUUCUACCCAGAUCUAGACAUUCCGGGGCUACUGCACUUACAGGAUAGCAUCCGCGUUCUUCGAUCCUCAUCCUUUACCAACAUGAGGAUCAAGAAGAAGCGGAAUACUCAGGAGCUCCCAGGUAUUGAGCAGCCGACCCGGCAGGGUAGUUCUUCUCGACCCUCAGGACAUGAGGGAUCUAGCGAGCCCUUUUCAGACAUGCCUAGCGCCGCAGAUUGGAGAGCGAUGAUGGAGGGGAUGCGGAGUCUCCAGACUUCAGUUGUUGAGAUACGAGAUGCACAGGAGAGAGGAUUCCAGGAGAUGCGAGAUGCGCAUGCGACGGCCCUAGGAGAGUUCAGAGACUUUCGAUUAGCUCAGGAGAGAGCCACCCGGGAUAUGCAGGAGGAGUUAGAGACCCAGAGGCUAGAUAUUGAUGAGAUGAGAGACUGGCUUAGGCCACACUAUGGCCCUCGGGAUUACGCAGGCGAUGCUUAGUUUUGCUUCUUCCUUGACAUUUUUUUAUUGUGUUUGUUUGUUUCUUCAGGUUGGACAUUGCGCUGCUCUUUUGACUUGAAUGCUCUUACAAACUGACUAUGGAUGAUGUAAGGAUUUUAAAAAACCAUUUUACUCCUGUUUCAUUAUUCCUCUUCACAAAAUCUUUUCAAAACUCAAGUGUGAGGAAAGAACCAAAAAAAAAAAUGUGCCUUUAUUUCCCAAUUUUGUGCCUCAAAAGAAGACCUCGAGGGCGAGGUCCAGCUCAAGUGUGAGGAGGUUGCGUUUUACACUCAAAAGCUAAAACCUUAUUUUAGAACAAUCUUUUUACUAUUUUUGACAUGAAACAUUAAUUUCUCAAUUUGUUAUCAAUCUCAUAAAUAGCUUAGAUAAUCACCCUUAUUAUAAGAAUUUACUUUUAUUAUUAUUUAGAAAACUUGAAUUUGUUAUGGGUUUUUGGUUGUGAAUGUAAAGGGCUGAAUUUGUUUUAAUUGGACAUUCAUUUUAUUCAUUAAAACAAAAAUGUUAGUAUUAAUAAAACUCCAAAACUCAUUGUUAUAGGACAAUUCCAUCUCCGAAAAGGGGCUCUGUUUCAUUCGUUAAUCACAGUCUGUGAGAAUGAAAUAUGCAUUUACCAUGGGAUAACACCGCCAACAAGAGUGAAAAAGAGCAAAAAAAAAAAAAAAAUGGUGAACAAGAUGAAUGUCCCAAUUAGAAUAAUGAAAACCUUGGGAUAAGGAAUUGAUUGGUGGUUUAACAUAAUAAAUAGUUUUUCUUAAGUAAUACUAAUUUUAAACUCUUGUAUUUUGGGUGAUUUUUCUAAAAUGUUUAAAGAUUGAGAAUAAAAAGAAGAGGUUUUUGUUUCUACUUCUUUAAAAUAGCAAUUAGAUUGUAAUGCAGUUAGACUUUACCUUUUGAGUGUGUUUACAACUAAUUCGUCGCUUGAGGACAAGCAACGCUUAAGUGUGAGGAGAUUGAUAAGUCCAUUUUUGUACUUAUUUUUCUUAUCAAAUUUAAGCGAUUUUUGAAUAAAAAUAGAAAGAAAAGGCAUGUUUUAGAUAUUUUGGUUCAAGUUUCAUGAAAUCAGGUGAAAAUCACAUUCAUAAUAUGUUUGCCGGGAUUUCGGGUCAAUUGAGCACAAAAUGAGUCAAUUUGAGUAACAAAUGAAGUCAUACCGGAAGAAGUAAGCAUUUUAUCAAGGUGAUCCAGAAGGCAAUCUUGGAGAGCAAGAAACGCGGGAUUUAUCAGACGAAUUUGGCGGAGGGCGCCCAAAUAGGCGCCCAAUAUGGCCGCCUGGCUGGCCGCCUACGGUAUAUCAAAGUCAACGCUCCAGUUUGACCCGAACCUGUAGAAGACAGAAAGCGGCCGACGGAGGAAGGAAGGCGGCCGCCCUUCGUGGCCGCCUGCGGCACAACGGGACAAGGCCAACCACCGGCCGGUGCGACUUGACGGCAGGCGGCCAGACAGGAACGGCAGGCGGCCGCCGUCUGGACCGCCUGCGGCUGACGUUGACGGGCUCACGUCGACCUGCCGGUGAAGACAACGGAAGGCGGCCAAUUUUGGUGGAAGGCGGCCGCCCUCUAUGGCCGCCUACGGCUGACGGAGACCAGCCCACGUGUCGUUGCCGGCGAGUUGACGGCAGGCGGCCAGUUGCUGCCGGAAGGCGGCCGCCUGCCCGGGCGCCUUCGGGGAAAUUUUUCCUAUAAAUUGCCCGAUUUUUCCUCAACUCAAACACACCUCUUCCAACCCUAAAUCAGUUCAAAACACCUUCUUUCUUCCUCCAUUUUCGAGCUCCAAAGGUUUUAGAGAGAGAGAAACUUCAAAUCUUCAUAUCUUCUUCAUUUUAGCUCCAAAUUGUAAGUUCUUUAUAUGUAUUUUCAUCUUCUCAAUGUGUAGAAUCUGAAUCUGUGCUUUGUUUCUUCGAUCUGUUCUUCGAAAAUUUCCAGAUUAUUUUUCAAGUAUUUCGCAUUUCCUUCCAAAAAUUAAAUAAAAUAGUUAUUGUUGUUGAAUUCAUUCCAAUUAAUUAUAUAGUUGUUCACUAGCCUCAAGGUAGUUAUUUAUCUGAAGAAAUUAAUUUUUCACGAACCAGAAGUAAUUUUUAAUUAAUUUUGAUGAUUAUUUGAUAUUAGUUCAUAAUUUAGAUUAAAUACUAGAAAAGAAAGAAAAAAAUGAGUUCGGCCCUAUUUACAGUUUAGUUAACUUAAAUAUCAUUACUAGUAGUUAAUAUAAAAUUUGGUACGAAUUUAGAGUAUUUUGUAUUAAUUUUCGGUAAUUGCCUUAUAUUAUUGCUUAAAUCAAAAUAAAUACUAAAAAAGGAAAAAAAAUUAGUUCGGACCUGAUUACAGUUUAUUCACAGUUAUAUACCUCCCAGUAGCUAAAAAUAAAAUUUAUAACGAAGUUAGCAUAUUUUUAGUUGCUUUUUGCAUUUUCUAGUUAAAAUUGGGAAAGUUAUCAAUUAGUUGUUAAAAUUGGAUUUUAGUUUCAAAAAUUCGUAAAAAAAUUACAGAAAGUUGUAUUUUAGUUCCUACAAGUUUAUUGUUCCAGAAUAUAAUUUUUGUUUAAUUUUUGCUAUCAUACAUGUUUAAUUCCUUGUUAAUGUUGAAUUUAAUUAUUAUAUCGUUAAUUGUAAAAAUGAUAAUGAGUAGCUAAAUUUGUUAGGGCAUGAAUUGAGUAAAGGAAUAUGGAUUGACUUGUUGACCUAAAAUUAGGGGGUAAAAUUAAUAAAUUGGAC
Messenger RNA from Cuscuta epithymum, 10120 nucleotides. NCBI's taxonomy places the organism in Eukaryota, Viridiplantae, Streptophyta, Magnoliopsida, Solanales, Convolvulaceae. The record is from the annotation of a GenBank genome assembly.